Molecule: messenger RNA, 2014 nt
Organism: Arabidopsis arenosa
Lineage: Eukaryota; Viridiplantae; Streptophyta; Magnoliopsida; Brassicales; Brassicaceae
Source: the annotation of a GenBank genome assembly
GAUUAAUGAAAUGCUUUGUGUUCCUAAUCUUCUUCCUUGGAUCAUCCUAAUUACUCAGUGAUCAUGCAUAGAUUCCUUGUAAAGCUAUCUUCUUCAUCCUCUAAUCCAUUGAGAAGCUUGAAGAAUCAGCGUCUGAUUCUCCCUUUAUUACCUUCUUCAAAAUCUUUUACCUCCUCCUCUGUGUCACCACCUCCAAGUCCCUCGAACGCUUCUAAUCGAUUUAGGUAUCCUUAUUCCGCCGAGUUGUUUCGAAAUUUGUCACCUUUAAGCUCAAAUUCGAGGACUUUAGGAGUGAAUGGGAGUAGUAGUAGAUGUAUCAGCAGUGAAGCCGGAAGAGAAUCGAUUGAGUACGAUGUUCUGAUUGUCGGAGCUGGACCGGCCGGUUUAUCUGCUGCUAUACGAUUGAAACAACUGUCUCAGGAGAAGAACAUUGAUCUAUCUGUUUGUGUCGUUGAGAAAGGAGCAGAAGUUGGAGGACACAUGAUAUCUGGAAAUGUUUUUGAACCUGUGGCACUUGAUGAGCUUCUUCCACAUUGGAGACAAGAACAUGCACCCAUUGAGAUCCCUGCUUCUUCUGAUAAAUUCUGGUUUUUGACCAAAGAUCGUGCAAUUUCACUUCCUUCUCCGUUUGAUAACAAGGGAAACUACGUUAUUAGUUUGAGCCAACUGGUGCGUUGGCUAGGAGGAAAAGCUGAGGAGCUUGGAACAGAGAUAUAUCCUGGCUUUUCUGCUAGUGAGGUGUUGUACGAUGCAAGUGAUAAAGUUGUUGGGAUUGCAACCAAAGAUAUGGGAAUAUCCAAAGAUGGUUCCAAGAAGGAGAAUUUCCAGCCAGGUGUUGACAUAAAAGGGCGAGUUACACUGUUUGCAGAGGGAUGCAGAGGAUCGUUGUCAGAGAGAAUAAUCAAAAAGUAUAAACUAAGAGAGGAGGUUAAUGCACAACAUCAGACAUAUGCUUUGGGAAUCAAGGAGGUCUGGGAGAUAGAUGAAAGCAAGCAUAACCCUGGAGAAGUUAUUCACACAUUGGGUUGGCCCUUGGAUCCCAAGACAUAUGGAGGUUCUUUCUUGUACCACAUGAACGAUAGACAGGUUGCACUUGGCUUGGUUGUUGCCUUGAAUUACCACAACCCUUUCUUGAAUCCGUAUGAGGAAUUUCAGAAACUCAAACACCAUCCUGCCAUUAAACGCAUCUUGGAAGGUGGUACUGUGCUUCAGUAUGGGGCUCGUACUUUAAAUGAAGGUGGUUUUCAGUCCAUUCCCUAUCCAGUUUUUCCUGGAGGAGCAAUAAUUGGAUGUUCAGCUGGUUUUCUCAAUGUACCCAAGAUUAAGGGAACACACACUGCAAUGAAAUCAGGAAUGUUAGCAGCAGAGGCUGCAUUUGGUGUAAUUCAUGAAGGUUUACACAUGAACACGUACUGGGACAACUUGAGGGAUUCAUGGGUGUGGAAAGAGCUCUACGCUGCUCGAAACUACCGUCCUGCAUUCGAGUAUGGGCUACUCCCUGGCUUGGCCGUUAGUGCUAUGGAACACUAUGUACUGAAAGGAAAAGUCCCUUUCACGCUCAAGCAUGGGAAAGCAGACCACGAAGCAACAGAUCUUGCUCGGAAAUGCACACCAAUUGUGUAUCCAAAGCCAGAUGGUGUUUUGUCGUUUGAUGUGCCAACUUCUUUAUACAGGAGUAAUACCAAUCAUGAUCAUGAUCAACCAUCUCAUUUGCGCUUGAGGGAUCCUAAGAUUCCAGAAAAGGUAAACUUUCCAGAGUAUGCUGCACCAGAGUCACGUUACUGCCCGGCCCGUGUUUACGAAUAUAUCGAAGACGAAGAGGGUAAGCCGAAACUGCAGAUCAACGCUCAAAACUGUUUGCACUGCAAGGCAUGUGACAUCAAAGAUCCAAAGCAGAACAUAGAGUGGACAGUGCCUGAAGGUGGUGGAGGCCCUGCUUAUUCCCUCAUGUAGUCCUCAAGUUUCAACAAACCUCUCACUUACCAUAUCUGAUAAAUAAAUGAGACUCAACAAA